AUGUUAGAAGAACAAGAAUAUGAUGAUGAUAAUGAUGCUGUUCAAGAUCCAGCUAUUGUUCUUAAACAUCAAAAAUAUAAAACUCGAUUAUAUGUUAUUCUUCUUGCAGUGUGUCUCUAUAUGUUAUUCUAUGUUACUUUGAUUAAAACCGAAUCUAAGACAAUUAUGAUCUCGAAUGUAACGCCUGAUACUUUUGAGAAGCUUUAUUUUGAGCAUGAUCAGACUCUUUCAUGUCCAUGUUCAGCAAUAGCAAUACCCUAUCGAAAUUUUACUUCGAACAAUGUUACAAUGCAUCCGGUUUGUUCGAGUAUCUUUAUUGAACCAGAAUGGAUCAAAGGAUUAUAUUUUUCAAAUGCAAGUCAAUAUGGAGCAUGGGAUUUUCGAACAACAGCACAUUCACAAUUUGAACUUUUAUCAAGUUUUUGUUCACUUUCAAAAGAAAUUAUUUCUCAAACUGAAACUGAUAUUGACAAUAAUGAACUUGUUACUCUUUAUCUUCUUUCUGAAAAACAAAUUCAAUUGCAAAUAGAUGGAACAACUGACUUACUAAAGAACAGUGCAUCGUCUCAAAUGAUAACAUAUUUAGAUUAUUUAAAAAACACAAUUCAGACAAAUUAUCUAAUUUCAGCUCUCAAUACAAAUUUAAUAAUUAAAACAAAACGGUGGGGUGAAUUUAUUGCUACAGCUACAGAUCCAGUAUGGCGCGUUUUUGAUUCUUAUACAUCCAAAGCAUGCAAUAAAGAGAUAGUACUAGCUAAUGCUACUUUCAGUCAAGUGAUCUACGAAUUAAUCGACGCCCAGAGUAGACGCUCAUUGAAUCAGAGGCCAAACUCUACAACUGUUAAUGGAUUCUUUAUAGGAUGUACUCCUCUUGAAGCCCUUCUUGAAAGUACAUUAGAUUGUUUAUAUCAGACAGAAUGCCUUCAAUUAUUAAUAGAUUAUUUUCCAAUUCGUCAACAAAUAAAUUUCCAUGCAAAUGAUUCAGUUUUAACUUCAAAACAUGAAAAUAUAUCUGUUAAUAAAUAUUUGAAUAAUCUUUUCAUUAUGAAUUGGUCACCAGCAAUUGAUUAUACAAAAUAUUUUCAUCAAUGUUCUCCAUCAAACUGUACAUAUUCUAAAAAAGAUCGAACAGAACUAUCUUAUGCAAUAACUCUUUUCAUUAGUCUUUAUGGUGGUCUCAUUAUUAUACUUCGUCUUAUUGCAUCAUGGUCUGUCGAUAUUCUAUCGAAACUCAAAUAUUAUUCACGAAAGAGAAAUGAAAAUUCAGGUCAAAAUGGAAAGAUAUUGAAAUUUAUUAAAUCAAUAAAACGAUUAAACUUAUAUAAGAAUGUUAGUAAUCGAACAGAAAAUGGUAUCAAACAACAAAAGACUAUCACACGUGUUUAUUUGAUUUUAUUAACUGGUUCAAUUUGUAUUCUUUGUUUAUUCACAUCAUUAAACAGUGAAACUAAGACAAUAAUUGAAAAAAAUCCAUCAUUAACAACUUAUAAUUCUUUAAGAGGAGACUUACAUUCCGUUUCACUCCAAUGUCCAUGCUCUAAUAAAACAAUUCCUCAUCAAAAAUUUGUCUCAUUGUCUCCACAUUUUCAUCAAAUAUGCUCGAGUGGUUUUGUUGAUGAUGAUUGGAUUGAAAUAAUGAAAGUGGAUAUACAUACUAUUAUUUCUGAGGAUUGGCGUUUUCGUGUAUCCACAAUGUUUCAAUUGUUAUCUGAUUUUUGUCAAUUGGCUAAUAGAACAAUCAAUGAUGCUAUGAAACGAUAUCUUUCUCAAUUAUUUAUUACUUCUUUUGUGAUGAACGAAGACGAUUUCAACAAACAAUUAAAUUCCAGCCUCAGUCAUUUUUAUCGAUCAACGGUUCAUAAUUUUGAUUUGAUGACAAAUACCUUACGACUUCUUAUGCAGAUUGAUCAGCUGUAUAUAGAAUCAAACCGACAUAUUGCAGAUUUCAAAAAAACCGAUCUAAUCGUAAAUCUUGUACAAAAUAAAACAAAUACAACUGAAUUAAUAAAGCUGAAGUUUAUUUUAAACGAAAUCACAGAAAUCAACUCAUCAAUGACUAGAUGUGUUUGUGCAACUGAUCCUUAUUGUAAAGUUCCGGCUGUUAUUUACGAUGGUAGUUUAAUUUAUAGUGUAUCAGGUUGGAUUCAAGGAUGUCUUGCUAUGGAUUCUCUUCUUCUGUCAACAUUGGAAUGUUUAUAUGCAGAUUCAGAUUGUUUUCCAUUAUUCGUGAGUUAUACUGUCAAGCCGUUUUAUAACCAUUUCGAGACACCAUCACAUAUAAUGCAUCCAUUGGUUUAUAAUCCAAUGAGCCGUUUUCCUCCAAAUACAACUGUUUCAGUGAUGUUUAGGAAAAUGAUGAUCGAAGAAUGGAAUCCAGCUUCAUCAUAUCAAUCGUUUUAUGAAGCAUGUGCACCGAUUUAUUGUACUUAUUUUCGAAAGAUUCGUACACAAAAUUUUUUUAGAGUGAUGAUAAAAUUGAUAUCAAUGAUUGGUGGUGUUGUGGCUUUAUUACGAAUUAUGACACCUUAUCUUAUUAAAUUUAUUCUUCAACUACCAACAAUAUGUAAGAAAAAGAAACAACAUCAACCAAGAGAACGAGUUCAUCAAAGUUGUGCCAAUCGAAUGAAAAUCAUGAUACGAAAACUGAUUAAGCUUUUGUCAACAAGUUUAAUUGAAUUAAAUAUAUUUUCAACACGUGAUUUUGGAAGUAAUACUGAUCAAAUAACAGCUAAACGUUAUGGUCGAUGGGCAACUCGUCUUUAUAUCAUUUUAUUUCUUAGUUGUCUGAUUAUUCUUAUCUCUUAUACAACUAUUCGACCAGCUAGUUUAACAGAAACUUUCAAGAAACCAUGUUUUAUUCGUUAUACAUAUUUAAAAAAAACUUAUGGAAAUAAUUUAAAAUGUCCAUGUUCAAAACUAGCAUCAACAUAUGAUCGAUUUGUUGAAAUUAAACCAGAAUUUCAUUUGAUUUGUUCAAGUGAAUUCAUUUCCGAAGAAUGGCGAAUCGGUAUAACAAAUGGUCUUGUUUCUAAUUUAUCUAUUUAUUCACAAAAAGAUUAUCGUCGAUUUAUUUCUGCUCAUAUACAAUAUCUUCAAGGAUUAUGUCGACUUUCUCAACAGUCAAUUAAGGAUGCUGUUAAUGAAUCUUUAACAUCAUUAUUAGUCACUAUUGAACUUAUCUCUGAACAGAAUUUUUAUAAUCAUCUUAAUAACUCAAUUGAGCAAAGCAAAUCAAAUGCUCCUGUUCUAUUCUCUCGUCUUCUCUUCAUUACUCGAACUGUUAAUCAUGGAAAUGCUUACAUAUCAACAUAUGGCACAAAUUUCGAAUAUAUUUCUUUGUUGACUAAUGGUAUGGAAGGUUAUGCAUAUACUGAAGGUAUGAUCUAUGAUAAUGAAUGCUCAUGUGGAUUGUAUUCAAAUUGUACAACUCAAGCAACUUUUGUCGAUGAAAAUUCCUUAGAGAUGAUACCAGUGAAAGGAUUAAAAAUAGGAUGUACACCAAGUGAAUCAUUUCGUUUAUCAACUCUUGAAUGUUUUUAUAAUCAAUCAUGUCUUAAUCUUAUUCAAAACUAUACAAAUUAUCAUAAUUCUUCAACUCCUCUUUCAACAAUCUCCAGUCGUUUUCCAGAGAAUACAACAAUUGAUGAAUUAAUCAAAAAUUUAUUCAAUGAACGAUGGUUCAAUCAAUCCAAUUAUUCAUCUUAUUAUGAACAAUGUUCUCCUUUGUUAUGUUCAUAUACUAAUAUUGAAAGAUUUAAUAUAUUUUAUACGAUAACCCUUUUUCUUGGUCUUCAAGGUGGUUUAACAAUAGUUCUUAAAUGGAUUUGCCCAAAAUUAGUUCGAAUUGUAUCAACAAUCAAUCGUUAUCGAAAAAGACAAAAAACAUCAAUUCAUCCUGACAAUUCUCUUGAAAUAUCAUCUGAUAGUUCUGUUAUUCAUAUUAUAACUUUAAAUGUUGAAAUUCCAAGAACUGAUAAUAUAGCAUCUGAAAUUAUUAUUCCACCAAGUCGACGUUAUUCUAAUAAAAUUUUGAUAAUUGUAUUACUAAUAUUUAUGAUCGUCGGUAUUAUCAUUUUUUCGAUUUAUUAUGCUCAAUAUGUUUCGGCAACGGAUGCACCAAUGGAUGAUAGUUUGAAUACAACAACAAGUACGAUGAUAAUAACAUCUUCGACUACACCAGAACCACUUUGUCAAUCGGAAUUCGAGUUGAUAUCAAUAAAUACGCAUUGUGUUGGACAUGUUUUCCACUCAGUUUACAGCGUUGCUGCAGAUUUUAACAAUGAUAAUCAAGUUGAUCUGAUGUACAUUUGUAACUUUGAUUUCAAACAGAAGAUGACUUUAUUAUUGGGCAAUAGUAACAGAACAUUUCAAGAACCAGUUAUGUUCUCAUUUGAAAGUUUUAAACUAUUACAACAUGUUCUUGUUGCUGAUGUUAACACUGACAAUCGAUCUGAUUUAAUUUUGAUACACAAAAAUGGAAAGAAUAACGUUUUUACUAUUUUAUUUGGAAAUGAAAAUGGAAUAUUUCAAACACAAAACAUGUUGUCUCAAGUAAUACAUCAAUUUCCAUAUCAGAUCAGUGUGAUUGAUGUCAACAAUGAUGAGAAAGUAGAUAUCAUUAUGAUUCGUGAAGAUGAUUGUAAUAUUUAUGUUAUGUAUGGAAACGGAAAUACAACUUUUUCAUCAGAAUUUACCUUAUUUGUAGGGGUAAACUGUGAUCUAGGAGGAUUAGGUGUUGGUGAUGUUAAUAAUGAUAGCUAUUUCGAUAUUAUUGUAAACGAUCUUACAUCUUCACAUAUUUAUGUAUUUUUUGGAGAAGCUAAUGGAAAAUUUCAAUCAGUGAAAUGGUUUUUUACUGCACUUGAUACUCUAGCAUCUAUUAUAGUUAUUGGUGAUUUUAAUAAUGAUGAUCAAUCUGAUAUUGGUUUUAUUUACAACAAUUGGAAUGAUCUUUUUUAUAUGAUAUAUCAAUAUAACAAUAAUAGUUUUAGUGUUAAUGAAAGAGAGAAAAUUAUUAUAAAACGUCAUCAAUACAUAUAUUCAGCUGUUGUAGGUGAUAUUAACGGUGAUAAUCAUUUUGAUAUUAUUAUUAAUUUGGAUCGACCAUCCAGAAUCUAUGCAUUACUUGGAUAUGGAAAUGGAAAGUUCUCUAUACAAACCAUUUAUCCAAAUGCAUCUCAAUUUGGUUACGACUGGCUUAGUCUUACUAAUUUCAAUAAUUAUAAUUAUCAAGAUAUAAUUGGUAUGGACGCACACUCUAAACUCAUAAAUAUUUUCUUAAACAAGCGUCAAUGUUCAGCAACCUAA
Adineta steineri is the source of this 5307-nucleotide messenger RNA. NCBI's taxonomy places the organism in Eukaryota, Metazoa, Rotifera, Eurotatoria, Adinetida, Adinetidae. The record is from the annotation of a GenBank genome assembly.